Triticum aestivum (bread wheat) is the source of this 663-nucleotide messenger RNA. RefSeq names its product probable Histone-lysine N-methyltransferase ATXR5. The transcript has 6 exons. The record is from RefSeq and is a predicted model, not a curated record. Lineage: Eukaryota; Viridiplantae; Streptophyta; Magnoliopsida; Poales; Poaceae. The coding region runs from base 1 to 663 and encodes 220 amino acids.
AUGGAGGACCGCGACGAGGAGCUGCUCCUCUGCGACCGCGGUCGGCACACCUUCUGCCUCCGCCCCAUCCUCCCCGCUGUCCCGCUAGGCUCCUGGCUCUGCCCUGACUGCGCCCCGACCUCCAUCAUCCGUGCGUCCGUCCCCCGCCGUUUCCCGUUGAAGCAGAGCAAGAUCAUGGAUUUCUUCCAGAUCGAGAAGGGCGCGGAGGGCGGCGCCGUCGGGCUGGCAAAGUGCACGCUUUCUCAGGAUGCUAAGAGGCGAAGGAGGCGAUCUCUUGAUAUGCACAAGAAGAAGAGGAGGCUACUGCCAUUUGUGCUCACUGAAGAUAGAGUUCGAAGGCUUGAACAGAUGGCUUCUGCUGCCACUGCAUUGACAUCUUCGAAAAUGGAGUUCAGUAAUGAGCUGACUUUUGUGUCGAGUAUGGCCCCUAUAUCUGCCAAUCAAGCAAAGCUGAAGGAAGGUGGUAUGCAGGUUCUUUCAAAAGAGGACAAAGAAGCCAUCGAACUUUGCAGAAGCAUGUUGAAAAGAGGAGAAUGCCCUCCACUUCUGGUGGUUUUUGAUUCCCAUGAGGGCUUGACUAUGCAAGUUGAUGCAGAUAUUAAGGAUAUGACAUUCUUUACAGAAUACACUGGUGACCUUAAUUAUUUGGAGCAAGGAGAAUGA